Mauremys reevesii (Reeves's turtle) is the source of this 1748-nucleotide messenger RNA. Its product is annotated as histone H2A-beta, sperm-like. Bases 448 to 861 code for a protein of 137 amino acids. NCBI's taxonomy places the organism in Eukaryota, Metazoa, Chordata, Testudines, Geoemydidae. The transcript has 3 exons. The record is from RefSeq and is a predicted model, not a curated record. Gene Ontology annotation, cellular component: nucleosome. Gene Ontology annotation, molecular function: structural constituent of chromatin; DNA binding; protein heterodimerization activity.
AUUAAUAAUUCAGGUGGAGCUCAAAUGAUCUGAAGUAGACACUGCUAAUGAGUGGCUAUUACUGACAAAAAGAGGAAUCUGUUAAAUUCAGAUAGUAGUGUUCCUGGGCAGGAGAAUAAGUAAAGAAUUUGGUUAAGGAAGGGGCCUUCCUGUUCUUUCUGAAACAGAUAGCUUGGGUUGAAGACCCUGAGCCUGGACAACACUUCUCUCUCUGGGCAGCAGGAAAAAACUUCAUUGCUUUUUCUAUCUGCCAUCUGAAUUUACUGGAGACUCUUGAUGGACUGUGGUUUGCCCUUGACUGGACUUCUAACUCGCUGCCUGACUCAAACAGGCUCCUUCUUCAGGAGAGAGCGUGAGGCAUUUUACUUGAUAAACUACUGCUAAUAAGCUGGCAUCUUAAAAUCAGGACCUUCCUCCUAAAGAAAACAAAUAAAGAUUGAUGUUAGGAUGUCUGGACGUGGAAAGAAAAAUGUGAAACCUACAACUGCCUCGAAGACAACCAAGUCAGCAAAGGCUGGUCUGCAAUUCCCAGUGGGUCGUGUCCACCGGCUUCUCAAAAGAGGGAACUAUGCUGAGAGAAUAGGAGCUGGCGCUCCUGUUUACCUGGCGGCUGUGCUGGAAUAUCUGACUGCUGAGAUAUUGGAACUGUCAGGAAAUGCUGCCCGUGAAAACAAGAAAAGCAGGAUUGGGCCACGACACAUCCAGUUGGCUGUGAGGAAUGACGAAGAGCUGAACAAGCUGUUUGCUGGGGUGACCAUUGCUGAAGGAGGAGUUAUGCCCAACAUCCUCUCUGCUCUUGUUCCCAAGACCACAAAGGUGCCUAAGCAAGGACUAAAAGAUGGCCAGUCACAAGAAUUCUAGUAACCACUAGCAUGCUGAAAGUGUGCUGUUUCUAAGGCUGGAUUUCUCCACAACACUAGCACUUCAUGCACAUAGGACUCUUGGUUGUAAUCCAUAUAUUUAUAUGUAGACUGUAUGUAAAUAUGGAACCUCCUGAGGGGAACCUCCUGAGGACUCCCUCCUGUGGUGUGUUGUUUGUUUUUUAAACGUCUUUGAAAUAAAUAUUUAGUGCAUAGAGAAGCCCCCGAAACUUUGUUUUCUGAAGUUGGCAGAUAGAGAAACUAUGACCUGACUCUUGAAAAGGAAGUUGCUGUCCCACCACUUCUUAAGUUAAGGAAACUUGGGGCCAAGAUUUUAAAAACUAAUGAUUGCGUGUGCAUGAAGUGAGACUAAUUUGAGUGGGCCUGAUUUUCAGAGUGUGGGUGCUGAGCACUUUCUGGUAAGUGGGGUCUUCUUAUAGUAUCUGAUUGGGCACUCAAAAGUACUAGGCAGUUCAAGGAAACCUUGACUCAGGUUUCCUAUAGUGAUGAUAAAGUAGGUGUGGAUUUCUCUCCUGUGCUGUAAGGGGUGGAAUAGGACUACCUUGGUUAAUUGUAAUGAUGGUCACCUAUGCAUUAUUGGUUCUUUGAGGUAGCAUCAGAAAGGCACUUAUAGGCCUAAACUCAGACUUAGGCAUGUCUGAGUAGUUCUAGGCUCCAUAGCAAUCCACAAAAUUCCUGCUGAACCCUGUAGGUGCCUAAACUUACUCAGUACUUAGGUUUAUGCCCCCGGGAAUAUGUGCUGCUCCCUCACUCUAGGCAAUCCAUAAACAGGGAAGAUAGGUGUUGGGCUGUCUAAUGUGCCCAAGGGGCCCAAUCUGGUAGGAGGCUAGAGGAGGUGCAGCUGCUCCCAACUUUGUAACUCUUUAG